AUGUUGGAGAGAGCUCCAGAGGCGGGGGCAGAACGGCUGAAGGAUCUAGAGCCCAUGGUGGUCAGGAGGGCAGAUGAUAACGAGUCAGAGAAUAAACCAGGAUGGAAGAGCCUCCUGUUUGACUACCAGAACGUCAGCGACAGCUACUCAGCCCUCACUACAGAAAACAACGACCUGAGGAGAGACAAUGAACUCCUGAAGGAGCACAGCGCCUGGCUGCACCAACAGACCGCACUCCUCAACAGGACUUCAGCCGGUCUGAUGUCUGUUAACCUUGCUCUGAGUUUAGAAAGCACCGAGUUGACAGAGCAAAUCGUCAAUCUAACUUCAGCAAACCAACAACUCACACACGAACACGAGCGUCUGGUCCGGUACACAUCUGAGCAGGAGGAAGAGAAGCUGAACAUGUCUCAGACUAUCAAACAUCUGGUCGACUCCAACGCUCAGCGAGAGGAGGAGAGACGAGAGAUCAACAGCCUCCUGAGGGAUGAGCUGGGUCAACUGAAGGAAAGGAAUCAACAACUUCUGGAAAUCAAUGACGAGUAUCAAGCAGAAGUUAAAAAUCUGAGCGAGAGGAUCGGAGCUUUGUUGGACGAGGACCGCGAGAGGGCGUCAGAACAAAACACGCAGCUGCAGCAGAGAUUAACAGAGCUUCAGGAGCAAAACAUGAACCUGAGCAGGAUGUUGAUGAAAGAGAGGCAGGAAGCAGCAGAGCGAGAGGACAAGACGGAGCGAAUGGUGGCAGACAUGCAGUCGAUAAAGGAGGCCUACAGCUCCCUGGACCUCUACUGCCCCGUGGUUAACCACAAGACCAAAGAGAGGAUGUGCAGAUCGUGUCACGACGGCUGGACACUGUUUGAGAGGAAGUGCUACUACUUCUCCUCUCGUAUGCUCACCUGGAGCUCCAGCAGAGCCUGGUGUCAGACACAGGGGGGCGACCUGCUCGUCAUUAACAGUGAACCUGAACAGAGUUUUGUUUUGGAGAGCAGCCGGACUCUGGAGUCGAGCAGCAGCAGCAGCCGGCUGUGGAUUGGUCUGACAGACGCACAGGAGGAGGGUGAAUGGAGCUGGGUGGACGGCAGCCCAGUCUCUUCAGAUUUACAGUUCUGGCUGAACAGACCUGGACUGGGGACUGAGCCUGAUGACUGGAAGCGGGACGACCCUCUGGGUGAAGACUGUGGACACAUAGACACCAACGAAAACACACUCGAGUCCUGGAUGGAUGGUUCCUGUAAUAAACCUUACAGAUGGAUCUGUGAAAAGAAUGUUUAGAUCGUCUGGAAACAUUUUUAUAUUGUAAAUACAGUUAUGUGAUGUUUUUAUUUUCUAUAUCGUCGAAAAACACGUACCUCCACUUUUGACGAUUCUGACUUUCUACGUGCUUUGAUGGACACUUCUGACAGCCAAUGGAGAUACGUGUUGAAUAGAUGAUGUAAUAGACGUCUUUCCAUUGGUCAUUUGGAUAUCCAAUGCUAACGGUUGCUAAGGAAUAUUAUGGACACUCCACACACUGUAGAAAUUCAAAAUCGUCAAAAGUGGAGAUACGUGUUUUUCAUCGGACAGCGACGAUAUGUGGGCAUCUAUAGGACUAUAGCUGUGAUGUAUACAAUUAAUGCUAUGUAUUAAAUUCUCAGUGGUGAUCGUGUACAUGUUUGUUUACAAAA
Epinephelus lanceolatus (giant grouper) is the source of this 1664-nucleotide messenger RNA. RefSeq lists its product as uncharacterized. Lineage: Eukaryota; Metazoa; Chordata; Actinopteri; Perciformes; Serranidae. The record is from RefSeq and is a predicted model, not a curated record.